Molecule: messenger RNA, 1509 nt
Organism: Dinoponera quadriceps
Lineage: Eukaryota; Metazoa; Arthropoda; Insecta; Hymenoptera; Formicidae
Gene: BBS5
Product: Bardet-Biedl syndrome 5 protein homolog
Exons: 8
Coding region: 98-1123 (341 amino acids)
Biological process (GO): cilium assembly; intracellular transport
Cellular component (GO): BBSome; ciliary basal body
Molecular function (GO): phosphatidylinositol-3-phosphate binding
Source: RefSeq, a predicted model, not a curated record
UCGUGUUAUGCCUCCGUAGGUAUGACGACAAUAUUGAUUCCCAGUCCGGAACGUAAGCCAGAGUGAAAGACACCGGCUGUGUCGCGGUAUCGUCGAGAUGACGCCUAAAAUGUGGCAGGACAGCGAAGUUAGAUUUGACGUUUCUCACUCCAACAUACAACUGCGAGCCGGUGAGCUUACCGUUGACAAACUCGACAUGAUAGAAGACACGAAAGGCAACUCCGGGGAUCUGGGAAGAUUAAUCAUCACGAACCUGAGGAUCAUAUGGCAUUCCUUGUCCUUGCCGCGAAUUAAUUUAAGCAUAGGUUACAACACGUUUGUCACAGUGAACUCCAGGAUCCUCCACACGAUUCACGGUGGAUACAUACAAGCUCUUCAUGUGUUGACUUCAUAUCGAAAUUGCCGUUAUGAAUUCAUAUUUACCAACCACGAUUCCAAAAGUACGCGGCACUACACCUCGGUCGUAGGCGUUUACAGAGCUUACGUAUCGUCCAAGAUCUACAGAGAGAUCAAGCUGAGAAGCGGCAUUAUACAAGAAAAUCGACUGGUCUUGCUGCCGCAGGAAAAAGUACACUCUUCUGUGCAGGAUGUUUGGAACUUGUCUAUCGAACAGGGAAACAUCGGGACUUUUAUUAUAACAAAUAUACGUUUGGUGUGGUAUGCGGAUGUGAACCAUCAGUUUAAUGUGUCGAUACCUUAUCUUACAAUUGGAAACAUCACUAUCAGGACAUCGAAGUUCGGGCCGACUUUAGUAAUCUUAAGUACAGAGGCCAGCGGAGGAUACGUCCUAGGUUUUCGCAUUAAUCCCUUGCAGCAGCUUCACAUCACUCACAAAGAGAUCUCGGUGCUCCGUUCGGAAUUCGACAAGUUUCCGAUUUUCGGUGUGGAGUACACGUUCGAACAUCAGGCGCCGUCGCAAGAGGAAGUUAGCGUGGAGAAUUUCACUGAGAUACAAGAUAAUCAAGCUGAGAUAUCGAAUGUCUUCGGUUAUUACUUCUCCGAAGGGGAGACGGGCCAGAGAAAGCCUAAUUUCUCGAUUCACCUAGGACUGGCGGCGGAAGAGCCGAGAGAAGGUAGCACGUUGCAGAGUCUAUGGGAACUAGUACCAUCGGGCGUCAAUUAAUUUCCUACGGCUUGAACAGCCUUCUUUCUCUGCCGAGUGUCUCACUCUCUUUCACUCUUUCACGCCAGAAAACUGCUCGGCUUAUUCACGAGGCGGCCUUUCGUCGCCGUUAUUAUUAAACGUUAGCUUCAAAAGGGGAUAAAAGCAAACCCAUUUUGUACAAAGAGAUAUCAUAACGUAAUAUAUUAUUAACUAUGUCGUACUACAUGGAUUCGAAAUAUAAUGUUUACCCACGUACUUUGCUUCGUGUUUCUUAACGAAACGCCCACAAAAUUAACCGACAAAUAAGAUCUUCUGUUUCUUUUUUCCCUUCAAUCUUAUAAAAACACCGUCGUGAUAGAUUACACAAGGAAAGUGCUGCGGGAUGCAUUUGUGGAAAAAAAAAA